AUGAAUGGAAGUUCGAUAUCUCAUGGGCUAGAAAUAAGCGAAGAUGAGGAAGAAAAAGAAGAGCCUGAGAUACCGUUAAAGGCGAAUAAUGCCGAAGUAGGGGAAUGGGAUGGAGGGGACAUAAAUGGUUUAUUAACAUACAAUAAACUAUGUAAGGCUAUUGAUUUUUUGAACCAGUGGCAUUCACAAGCAGUCAUCGACUUUCUUCGUCAAUUUGUGGAUAUCGCCUAUCUGUUUGACCAUCGCUGUAAACAGCUCGUGUUUAAAUUUGUUCAACUUGAUUGGCAGUUUAUUCCGAGUGAAAUUCGACCUCAGUUCGUGAAGCUGCUUCGAGAUAUUGGUAUACAAUACAUUUGUCAUACUGAAUCGGUUAUGAAAUGUUUCGUGGGACACUUGUUUGCUAAAAUCCAACCUCUUUCUAUUGCUGAUCAAAAUCAAGAAGGAAAUAACACUGCUUUUGCGCUAUGUCUCACAGAAGAAGAACAGGAUAAUAUAUACAAAUUGGCAAGUGAUGGAUUGGCAUUUAUAGUAAAGUGUUUUCCUUUGGCAAUAAAAAUUCUCGUUAAAAGUAUUCGUCAACGCUUUCCACAUCAUUCAGUACCAUCAAUUCGAUAUGUUAGUUAUGUGAAAAAUCUUAUAGUAAUAUGUCAGAAUAUCCCGCAAUGUCGAGAGGAUAUUUUCUGCAUCAUUAUUGACGGUCUUGCUCAACUCGAUGGAGUAUUAAUGAAAGCAGAGAAUUCAAAGAAGAAGGAGGAUAGUUUUGACGACGGUUUGAAUAUAUUUUUACUGGACGAAGAAUACGACAUAAAAAUUAGUGAAGUGCGAGAUAAUAAUGAUAAGGUGGAAAAGCUGGAUGCUUGUAUGUGUAUUAUGUUCCAUUAUAUAGGAAGACUUUGCAGUGUAGGGAAUCCGACAGAAAUAGAUUGUGGUUAUUUUCCACCAGUAUCCAAACAAAAAAAAGUAUUGAAGGAGUUAUUAGUUGUAUUCGAGGAGCAUCUUUUAAUGGCUCAUGGCUUAAAAAACGUACCUUUCCUUUGGUUUUAUGUUUGCAGUCUUGAUGCGAGUUAUCAAAAACAUUUUCUGAGCUGGCUGUGGAGUUUCAUUACUCGAUUGAACCAGGCUCCUAAUGAUUGGAAGAAAGCGCAGGGCGCUGCUUGUUAUAUUGGUAGCAUGCUUUCUCGUGCUUCAUAUAUUAAUCUCGGUACAGCGAUGCAGUGGUUGGAAGUAUUGUCACAUUGGUGUACUGUUUAUGUGAAUGAAAUGGUUGAUCGAACGACUGGUGCAACAGCCGGUUCGAUUCGACAUGGAACGUUCUAUGCUGUAUUCCAAGCCUUUCUUGUUGCAUUUUGUUUUCGAUAUCGCGAAAUAGUACAAGCACAAGAAAUGGCCAAGAUACAUCACUGGGGGCUGGGACAUAUUGUUCACAGUACACUGGAACCGUUGUCAUGUAUUAGCCAUCCGGUCGCUUUAUGUUUCGCAACAAUAAGCAGGUCCAUGCAGCUUGUGUAUGUGAAUCAUAUUUUGCCGGCAAAACCAGCAGAGAUGAUGCCUUUCGAACCUCAUUUUCCAUUUGAUUCUUACAGUUUGGAGAGAUCGCUGUCUUUUAUUGCACCGCUUAUGCGAAAGUUUUCACCUCUUGCUGAAGAUGCGAGUACUCUGAAAAAUGAAUUAUUGUGGAGAAAUGUAAUGAAAGAUAUGGAUUGCUAUACUCAUGAAGAAGACAAUGGUUCGUGGGAAUUUCUUGAUGAUAUUAGGCGAGACCAAAAUGAAUUCCAGCAAGUCGAAGAAAAGAAUUCUCUCAAAGUUGCCAAUGAAUUUUUAACUGUUUAUUCAUCUUCACCUGGGCUCAAACAGUUCAAAACUUCAUCUUUUUUAGCAGUUCGAAGUUCCGAUGAGGAUGCAGAAUGCCAUUUCGGGCAUCUCUCACUGGUUGAAAAGGCUGUUGAUGAUGGUGCAUCGUUCAUAACUGUAAAUUCUCUUACAGAUUGGUAA
Molecule: messenger RNA, 1992 nt
Organism: Acanthocheilonema viteae
Lineage: Eukaryota; Metazoa; Nematoda; Chromadorea; Rhabditida; Onchocercidae
Source: the annotation of a GenBank genome assembly